Molecule: messenger RNA, 1349 nt
Organism: Labeo rohita (rohu)
Lineage: Eukaryota; Metazoa; Chordata; Actinopteri; Cypriniformes; Cyprinidae
Gene: znrf2a
Product: zinc and ring finger 2a
Exons: 5
Coding region: 200-742 (180 amino acids)
Source: RefSeq, a predicted model, not a curated record
GUUUGAGUUUGUUUGCAGUGUGCUCCACUGAAUUUACUCACAUUGAUUGUGGGAAGUGUGCAAAGUAACUCGGGCUUCGCGCUUUUGCGUGUUUAAUGCAUAUUUUGCAUUUAUCGGUCUUGUGAUUCUCUCUCGCUUUUUUGAGCAUCUUUGUCCAGUUUGAGAUUCUUAAGUUUUUUAAAUAGUGGUAUUAUAUAAUAUGGGUCCGAAACAGAGUAUUCAGUCUGCGGGAGUUCGGGUCCGAUCUUACUCCGGUUCCGAUCUGAACUUCUCGGACGGAAGAGCUGCGGUUCUGCGUUUUUACGCGGGUGGUUCGACGGGACAGAUCGGUGAACGGUUCCAGUAUUCGCCACAAAGACCGCGUUCGUUCACCCAUAGCGGCGUUAUCCCGAUCGGCGGCCGGAGAGAUGAGACAGACGGGCAGAGAACACUGCUGAUCGGGUCCUUACCUGCACACCUCACACCUCACAUGCUGGGCGCUGGAUUUGACUGUCCCGUCUGCUCAAAGUUUGUCUGUUCUGAUGAAAUAGAAGAUCAUUUGCUCAUGUGUUUCUCCAAACCCAGACUUCAUUAUAAUGAUGAUGUUUUGUCCCGGGAAUCUGGCGAGUGUUCGAUAUGUCUAGAAGACAUGAUUCAGGGGGACACAAUUGCUCGACUGCCUUGUCUCUGUGUCUACCACAAAGGGUGUAUUGAUGAAUGGUUUGAGGUCAACAGGUCGUGUCCAGAACAUCCUACAGAUUAACAUUAAAGCAGAUAUUUCCACUAAAGAAGACCAGCAGAGAAGGGCUCAGCAUUUUUUUUUUCUCCAGGAUCUGACUCGCUUUGACACUAAAUGAUAAAUCCAUCAUUAUCUGAGACCUAUAUGGACCUGUGACCUGCUUUGCCAAAUCUAAAUGAAAUCUUUGCACAUACCUUGCACAGUUCUGUAAGCAGACCUAAAGGCUGUUUAACAGUAAUCUAGCUGCUGUCUUUACAUGAAGCUUUUCAGAGAUUAGAUGGUGGACUGCAGUAUCACUACUUCAUAGGUUAGGGUAACAUUUCAGUGGUUUCAUGAUUGAUAACCACAAGAUGGAAUAUAUUUUCCAUAACAGGACUUUAUGUUGAACUGUUUUAGCUGAAGUAGGAGUUGUUUAGAAAAGACAUAAAUAUAGAGGGCAAUGAGAGAAUGUGAUUACAGCAAGAACACAAAAGAUAUUUUCUGUACACAUAAAUUUGUGAAAUUAUAUUUUAAAUAGAUGAACCCCCUGUAAAUGUUUUUGAUAAAUGCUGUUAAUUUUUUUCCCAAUGUGCUGCUGUGUAUAUAACUAGUUACUAACAAUAUAUAUAUAUAAUAUAUAAAUAAAUUCUGA